Cavia porcellus (domestic guinea pig) is the source of this 1878-nucleotide messenger RNA. It is a transcript of the gene Ccdc127, whose product is annotated as coiled-coil domain containing 127. The coding region runs from base 114 to 896 and encodes 260 amino acids. The transcript has 3 exons. Lineage: Eukaryota; Metazoa; Chordata; Mammalia; Rodentia; Caviidae. The record is from RefSeq and is a predicted model, not a curated record.
GCGCACGACGCCCGCAAAGAGGUCAGCCAGGGGAUGCUGCGCCUGCGCAGAGUGAAUCCUCCGACUGCUCGGGGGCUCGUAAAACCCCACUGUCAGGCCGAGGGUAUAUCUCAAUGAAUAACUUAAAUGACCCUCCAAAUUGGAACAUCCGGCCUAAUUCCAGAGCUGAUGGGGGUGAUGGAAGCAGGUGGAAUUAUGCCCUGUUGGUGCCAAUGCUGGGAUUGGCAGCUUUUCGUUGGAUUUGGUCCAGGGAAUCUCAAAAAGAAAUAGAAAAGGAGAGACAAGCUUAUUAUCAGAGAACAGCUGCUUUUGAGCAGGAGCUCAAAGCCAAGUACCAUGCAGUGAUCUCAGAAAAUCGACGUGCUGUUGCUCAGCUGUCUUUGGAACUUGAAAAGGAGCAAAACAGAACAACUAGUUAUCGAGAAGCCCUUAUUUCUCAAGGGCGCAAGUUGUUGGAAGAAAAGAAGCUUCUGGAGCAGGAAAGGGCUCAGGUAAUGCAAGAGAAAAGCCAGCUGCAGCCCCUGAGGGCCGUGUAUCUGAGCUGCCUGGAGGAGCAGGAGGAUUGGCAGCGGAGGGCCCGGCUGAUGCUGCAGGAAGUUGGAGAGACUCUUGCUGAAAGGCAGCGCAUCUACUGUAGCUUAUUCCUCCCCCGACGUACCAGGCUGGAGCUUGAGAAGAAUUUGCUGGUGCGUGCAUCUGUUGACCCCAUAGCUGCCGACUUAGAGAUGGCAGCUGGCUUAACUGACAUAUUUAAGCAUGAUACAUAUUGUGGUGAUGUGUGGAACACCAACAGAGGCCAAAAUGGGAGUCUCAUGUGGCUGUAUCUCAAGUAUUGGGAGCUAGUUGUCGAACUGAAAAAAUUUAAGAAAGUAGAGAAGGUUAUACUAGAGAAGUAAGAGAAAAUGAAGUAAAACUCAAGGCCAGAAGACAGUAUUUGUUGUGGCAUUCUAUAUUCCAGGCUCUCCAGUUGUCUUAGUCACUUUUUACUUGUUGAGACAAAAUACCUGACACCCAAAGUUAGGGAAGGAAAGGUCUACUUUUUUCAGGUUGGAGGUUUCAGUCCAUACUCAGCUAGCGCUGAGUGGCAGGUGGCAUGGCGGGCCGCAAUUCAUGGCCGCUGCAAACAGCAAAAGCAAAAGAGAAAGACUCACCUUCUUUCCACCGUUACCCUGGCUCCACCCGGGGCCAUUGAAACACUCACACUACCAAGGCUAGCCCUAGACAGUGACCCAAUCACAAGUGCUAGAUUCAGUUGCUCCAGGACCAGAUGAGGCUUUGGGGGACAUUUCAGUAAACCACAGCACCGGUGUUUUCUGCUUCCUGCCGCCUGUGUUUAGCCACAUGCAGCCACCCUCAGCAGUGACUCUGCUCCUGCCACUCUGAGUGGCACAGCAUAUCCUCAACAGAUAAAGGAUUUCCUGUAGGUGCCUGCAGCUAUGAAGGACUCACUUUCUCCAAGUAUUUUUCUGAGCUGCUAAUAUUUAGCAGAGUAAUAUAACCUCAUGUUUUAGCUCUAUGGUAAAACUUGUUUUUAAAAAGUCUAAUAUCCUCAACAAAAGCACUUUUCUGUCAGUUUUGAUCUCUCUCUAAGUAAAUUGUCCUUUUGAGUUAUUUUUCUCCUCCAGAUUGUUUUUCGAAGGUAUCAGGUAACAUGUCAGAUUGCCUUGCAGGUGAUGAUAGGAAGUAAUAAUAUCCUCAGGGUUUUGCAAUGGGUGGAAGAUGUCUCUUACUCACAAAGGGAAGAAAUACCAAGUGUUUAUUACAUCCAGUUGGUACUUAGUAGUUUUUGGAAUUCAGCUUCUGUCUGUAUUCAGUAAGCAGAUAUUAUUUGUUAGGAAUGAUAUACAAUUAAAAAUACAUGCCAUUUAAAGCUAAUAA